This is a messenger RNA of Colletotrichum tamarilloi, 138 nucleotides long. RefSeq lists its product as uncharacterized. NCBI's taxonomy places the organism in Eukaryota, Fungi, Ascomycota, Sordariomycetes, Glomerellales, Glomerellaceae. Bases 1 to 138 code for a protein of 45 amino acids. The record is from RefSeq and is a predicted model, not a curated record. The transcript has a single exon.
AUGAGUAUUCGUAAAGGUGGGAGGAGAAAGAGAGAAGGAGGAGGAGCUUGCAAAUCCCAUCUUGUCAGGUUCCUCCUUCUUCUUACUGUGGUUUUUCUCUCUUUCCCCUUGCGCAUCCAUCCAUCCAUCCAUACCUGA